UUGUGUGAGACAUACCCAUGCCGCCAAACUUAUUUCUUCCUUCCCGUUUCCCACUUCUUCCUCUGUCAUUUUUGUGGAUGCUUGGCCGAAGCUGCGGGUGGAGGUGCCAACAACGCUCCUGAGUAUGCCCCUACCGUUGGCAGUGGCUGCACCUUUCGGUGUUGGCUGGCCCCCCUCGAGCUCGGGCUGUAUCGCGAUUUUGCGAGAGGUAAGCGUGUUCGGUGGUUUUUGGACCACCUAACGUCCCCAUUGUUGCCCGUCUCGUUUCCUCUUGUUGGAUUAUGGUGAUUACAGCAUUGAUGGUAGGCAGGCUAUGUGACAAUAGAAUCUGAGAUCAAAGGGCUUCGUAUGUCGAAUCGAGCCCCCCCAGGUAGGUAUAUACUAAGUUUUGCUCUUCUCUUCUUCGUGCUUCCUCUUGGUCUGUGGUGGGUGGGAGGUAACUCUGUAGUUCCUCCCACCGAGUUAGGACUUUAGUGGCAUAGCUUGUGCUUGUCCGAGUUCCUUGACGAAACUGAGACAGUUCCUAUUUCAAAUGAAAAAUGUGAGUAUAGUUUCGGUCAUGCCCAUACAGGCUUUUGACCUUGUCCCAAAUCGCCUGUGAUGAGGCCAGUAGCAUGUACAGCCUGGCUAUCUGAGGCUCCAUGGUGUUGAUGAGUAGUGACAUGACCUGAUGGUCGGUUGUCUGCCACUCUUCUGCUGCUUCAAUUUCUUCCUUUGAUGGCUCAUUGGGAUUAUUAGGCUGUGGUUUGCAUCGGGUCCUUGUGAUGAACCCUAAUUUUUUUCUGCCGCUGAGGCUUAUAUAUACUGCCCUUGACCAUUCAAAAUAAUUAUGGUUGCCUUUUAAUGUGAUAUUGAUUAAUUUGGUGAUAUCAUUGUGAGACAUGGCUGUGAAGAAUUUUUUUUUUUUGAGUGAUUGUGGCUGGGUAGAUGAUGGCAGGGUCAAACCUGCUCUGAUACCAUGUGAAAAAGAAUGGUUGUUAUAUUGAACUGUGAUGAAUUACAAGUUAAGAUUUUGAGUUCUAUUUGAAUAAAAAGGAUCCUUAUAUACAUUUGAUGCUAACGAUCUUAUGGCUAUGGACUUAGAUCCUAAACUCUAUGGUAACGUUCUUAUUCUUGAUCUAGCAUUAGUAGAAGUGGCCUUUCUUCCUUAGGGAAGAAAGGUUGCUCCUAAUGUCAACUUGGAGGCCUAUAAUGAUAUAAUGAUCUGAGGCUAUAACCCUCGGUUUUUAUCUGUUGGUUAAUACAUUGUGUGUUAUAUUUUUUAUCUUCAACAUACCUUAAUUUAAUAAUAAAAGUAGCUCUUGGUACCUUAAAACUAAAAGUUAAAACUCAAGUCCAUCAAAUAUUUUUCUCUUAGCCAUUCAUAAAAUGGAAAAAAUAAAAAAGAGCAUUCGUUAUAGUUUCUAUAUGAACUAGAUUUGGUUAAAUUUGUUUCUUUUAUUCCAUUAUCAAAAAUCAAAAUUGUAUUGAUCACCAGUUAACAAAAUAACACUCAUUUCAAGAAGUCACAACAUAAUCUUCCCAGCAUGACAAAUAGUUCGCAAAUUAUAAUCAUAUAACCAUCAGGUAGUAGCUAAAGGUCAAGGGUUUUCAUGGUUUGAGAACUCUACUUUCUGAAAACAAUUAUAUCAGUUAUAUGUAAAACAAACAAAAAAAAAGAGAGAAAAUAGAUCAAAAAACACCAUUUUCUUUUGGGAGCGAAAUAUCUCGAUGUGAAUUUUCAUUUUUAUGGCAAGUAUUCGUGUAGUUCAUGAAUUCAAAGAAAAAAACGGAUCAAAAUACAAAUUAAAUAUUUAUACAGUGGCAAUUGAGGUUAUGUUAGCAAUUUCCUUUCCUAAUUGGUGGCAUAUAUGGCUGCUAAGAUUCCUUCCAAACUCAGUUAUGAGAUUCUUAAAUAAUUAAAAAUGCUAACUAGAAUCAAGGGGAACAUUACAACAUAAAGAGAAAUGAGUUAAUGUUAAACAAAUUAAUUUAGACCAGUUAAUUAAUAAACACAAUAAAAUGACCAUUUUCCAUCAGAAAUCUCAAACAGAAAGAAAAGAAAAGAAAAAGAAGUGUCACCAAAAAUAGAAAAUCCGUUAAUUACCUAAUUCAAACUUAUCCAUAAAUUCCAUCAAUCUACAAAAAUAGCAACCCAUCCUAACUGCCUCCAAACUUAAAUACUAAAUGCAAUUUCUCCUCAAAAUGUCCGCACAAAAAGAAAAACUUUAUUAGGAAAAAAAAGAAAGAAAGAAAAAUAAUUAAAGCUUCCUGCAUGCAGAGAGACCCUGAGUAGGAAAUUGCCAAUUGCAGGUUGUAAUCGUCUUGAUAAUGGCUAUCAAGCAGCAAAGCUCCUUCUCACUGGUCUUUCUUGCACCACCCAGUCUCCUUUUUCUCCUUCUCCUCGCGGCAGGUCAAGCUCAAGCCACCAUUAUAAAACAUGAUUUAUGCGAAUCUGCAGAUUACAAGCGCCUUUGUAGAUCAACUUUACAUGGUAUUAAGAAGCCAAGUGAAGCAAUAGAGGCCGGGAUCAGAAAUGUAAUCCAUAAAACCAGACAUGCAAUCUUCCUGUCAAGAGAGAUGGGUAACAGCGAGAACAACGAUAUCUGUAAAGAAAUGUAUGACGAUGUCAUUUCGGACCUUGAGGAAUCAAUUCAGAACCUGAAGAAUGGUGAUAAAAAUACUCUUAAUACCAACCUUUCUGCUGCUAUUAGUUAUUUCUCAACCUGUGAUGAUGCAUUUGCAGAAAUGGACGAAGUGAGUCCUCUUACUAGGGCUAAUACUGUUCUCGAACAUAUGGUUGAUAAUACCUUGUCGCUUGUCCCUCUAAUGCAUAAUUGAUUGAUCAGUAAUUAAUGUUUAAUUGAAUUAUACAAAUAUGUUGGAGGCUAAUUCAUAAUUUCCCGGCUUGUGUUAUUAGGAUAUAUAUAUAUUUAUAUAUACAAACAUAUAUGUUUCAUAAAAGAAAAUGAUGGUUUGUAAUACAUAGGUGAGUGACUAGAGUGGCAUUGAAUGAUAGAUUUGAUUAUCAUUUACCAUUUUAACAAGUUUCUUUUUUCUAUUUGUGAUGUUUAUUUGUACUUUGCCAUCUUACCUAUUGAGUUGAUUUAUGAUUAUGUAAGUGAUGAGUUUAUUUUCGUCUC
Molecule: messenger RNA, 3122 nt
Organism: Ricinus communis (castor bean)
Lineage: Eukaryota; Viridiplantae; Streptophyta; Magnoliopsida; Malpighiales; Euphorbiaceae
Exons: 1
Coding region: 2311-2820 (169 amino acids)
Biological process (GO): negative regulation of catalytic activity
Molecular function (GO): enzyme inhibitor activity
Source: RefSeq, a predicted model, not a curated record